CUUUAUUAGUGUAUGCAUGUGUGCAUAACCCCGCAUGCAUAUGUGCAUAUAUCAGAUCAGAUCAUAUCUCAGGCCGCACAUAUGAUCUUUCCCUCCCUCUCUCUCUCUCUCUCUCUCUCUCUGCAUACUUUAAAGCAUCUGAGCGACUUCCAUUUGAUGCAUGCUGAGGAGGUGGGUGUAUCCAGCCCAUCCGCUCUGAUGUUAGGAAACAGUAACUCUUCCAUCCUACUCAGUCUGCUCUGUGCUCUCCCUGCUCUACUGUUUCAGCCAGUCUGUCUGCCCUCUAGCGUAGUACUCUCCUUUCACUCACCACUAUUCAUCACCAUCCAGGAUACAUUUACACAAACCCACGCAGGUAGACAGAGGACCGUCUUAGUGGACUGAAGAGUUUGGCUGAUAGAUAGAGAUAUAUAUACAUUACAUUGGAGAGAAAUAGAAAGUGGGGAUCUGUAACAGUGCUGUUGAGGCUGAAGUUUCUUCCUCUCUACGUUUUUUGUCCCAAAGGAUACCACACACAGCUGCAGAGGCUGCCAGCUCCAACUGUAGCAAACACAAGUCGAUGACUGAGAUCUCCGCCUCCCAUGAUGGACAAGAAAAGUGCCAACGGCUUUCAGACCAAGGCCAGUGAGGGCGGUGUUCAGAGGAAGCAGCUGCCCUACUCAGUGGAGACUCCCUAUGGCUUCCACUUGGACCUGGAUUUCCUCAAGUAUGUGGACGAUAUUGAAAAAGGCAACACCAUCAAAAGGGUCCACAUCCAGCGCAGGGUCAAGGGCCCUCCCAAGUUCAGCACACUACCCAGAAAUUUCAGCCUCCCUGGGAAUGGAGCUAGGCCUGCGUCUAAGGAAAAUGAUAGCACAUGGUCCGGGACGUCCACCUUGGGACCCAAGCCUAAAUCACGGGUGACAGAGGUCCAACAAAUCUUUGACUUCAGGGCAAGUGAAGGGGGAACUUCCGGCCAGAGCAGCAGGGGGACAACCAGUCAGGGAAGUGGUUAUGUUUCAGCUAAGCCCAGAGAUGAAAUGGGUGCAGGGGCUCGAGGUGUUGAAGAAAAAGCCGUGGGAAUUCAAAGUCGUCCGAACCUGCUUCGAGCAUCGAGCAUGCCGAUCACCCUACAGCAACGCAAAGGCUCUGACUCAAGCAGUCCAGACCGUAUUGUGGGAACACCAGAAAAUGGCUCAACAGAGAACAUGUUCCGUGCUUCGCCGGACAUAACAGAAAGACGAUGUGUUCCCCAGGAGCGAACAGGGCUUCACCAGCAGAUCACAGUGGCACUGAAGCGGGUCAGAGAGCUGGAGGAGCAGGUCAAAACCAUCCCCGAACUGAAGGCUCAGAUCUGCUCGCUCAGGGAGGAGAGGGAGCAGCUACUGCUACAGCUCAAAGCUCGGACCCAAACACAGAUUUCCACAUCACCCUCAACAAUAGCCCCAAGUUCUGAUGCUGGGACACACACUCAGCCACCAGGACACAGACCCUUAGAGGGGCUCAACUUAGCUCUGAUGACUCAGCCGACUGGUGUGACAGAGAAAAGUAGAGUGUUACAAAAAGAGAGAGAGAGUUCCUUGCCACAUGGUAAAAUGGGUGGGUUGUCAGCACAAGAAUCAGAGAGACAAACAUGGCCAUCUGAAAAAUCCGACAAACAAAUCGAGAGUCCACUGGAGCAUGCAGCGCAAAAGCUAUCGCGGGACAUAGCAGGGCAAGAAUUAACAUCACUUAGGAUGGCUAUAAAAGAUGCAGGGAGUAGCAAUAUUCAAAAUGGUAAUGUGGAAAAAGCAAGAAAGGGUCUUGAAGACCCAGACAGUCUGCAGAUGCUGCAGGAGAAGCUAAUGACACUGGAGACUAAACUUACUCAGGCUAGCGGAGAGCUGGAGAGAACCAAUAGUCUUUUGAAAGAACAAAUAGAAGAGAACAAAGUAAAAGAGGAGAGAAUACUACAACUGAGCGAGGGAGUGAGAGUGGAGAUUUGUACUACAGAGGCACACAGCAGACCAAGAAGAGAGAGCAUUGAUACAGGAACAGAGACAGAGAGAAUAGAUUUUGCCAACCAAGAGACAGAGACAGAAUCACCGGGUACAGUAGAUCAGGGUACAGAUACAGAGAGAAUCUGUGUUGAAGUUUGUGUACCUACAGCAAGGACUGUAAGUAUAGAUCAGAUAACAGAACCCGAAGUCGACACACAUGACCAGGCAACAGACAGAGAGGCAGAGGUAACCGCAGUGAGCCCACAAAGACCCAGAGCCAACAGCAUGGAGCGGGGCACAGUAACUGAGAGGAUUGCCACUCAGGAUCGAAUGACUGAGACGCCAGUGGCCGAAAGGGUGAACCAAGUCACAGAGACAGAGGGUGAGACAGUGACAGACCAUCCACAGAGACCAAGAGCCAGCAGUGUAGACCGAGGGACAGAGACAGAGAGGGUGGACACUGUGGACAGGGUGACAGAGACAGAGGCAGCCCAGAGGACUGACCAACAGACAGAGACGGAGACAGAGAGACGUCAGGACAACAAUCCAGCCAGAGACGCAGAGGCAGAGAGUCAAGUAAGAGAAAGUGCAAGCAGCGAAAGAGGAGAAGAUGUUGACAGUGUGGUCAGUGAAAGAGUGGACGACAAGGAAGCAAAUGAAAGGAUUCAAAGAGUUAGUGAAAGUCUAGUCAUGAAAGUUGUCACAGAGAGUUCAGCUGCAGUUCUACAAAGUCUACUUGAACAAACUGCAGUUUCAGACAUAGUAAGUCAGAAUGAAGGGAAAACCAGUCCACUUGCUGCAACAGGAGAAAUUAAAGAAUCUAAGAUUGAAGCAAGUAUUGCACAGACUGACUCAGAGUUAAAAGAAAUUAUACAUCCAAAGACAGAAAUUAUUGAAACAAAGCAGAUCAUCCUGGAGAAUGUAGAAAAGAAACAAACACCAGAGGGUGAGAUUGUGUGUGCAACAAUCAAAGACACUGUGGUCACUGACAGGGUUGUAGUCGCAGCAGAGGAUGCAGCUGUGAAGACAGUAGUUCCUGUAAGACCUCAGAGAGGCCGCAAGUCCUCAGCAGAGGGACAGACGUCACCUCCUCAACUCCAGGCUGCAUCUGUGCGUGCUCGUAGGGGAUCCGGUGAAACCGAAGCCCAGCAACCCCUGACAAAGCCCCUGCCCAAAGCACAAGUACAGGACGCACCUCAGCUUGAGGCUCAAUCCCCAACACAACUCUCAGAGCAACAGGUAAAACAUGAAGCCCCAUCUGAGGAUAAGAGCCAAGCAAAGAAGCCUACAGGUGAUGUUAGUAAGGAAAAAUCACAACCUCAGGCUGAGACUCAGAGCCCAUCUCCAGGGUCCAGUGCAGCCCAAACCCGUCCCAAAUCAAUUCAAGCCCAGCCUCACUCUCAAAGUUCUGCAACUCGACGGAACUCAAAAGAGCUUAAAGCACCACAGAGGGGCUCCACUGUAUCACAACCUCCAAGUCGUGGAGGAGAAGCCCAAACCCGGCCAACUCGUCAGGGGUCAAGUGAUGUGCAGCUUCAGUCUCAGGGCUCCCGCAGAAGUUCCAGUGAGACUCAACCCCCUCACAAAGAUGCCAGCGAAACACCAUCCCUGCGCAGAGGCUCCAGUGAAACAGCCCAGCGUCGUGGUUCAAGGGAAGUCCAGGCCUCCGGUCGCGACACUGGUGAGGCCCAGCCUCCUCGCAGAGGCUCGAGUGAGUCACCAACCUCGCCCGCAGCUUUGGGCCAAGUCGUAACCCGGUUAACAGGGCUUCUGGGGGAGCAGUGGGCACAGCUGGGGAGCAGCUCUGGCACUCAACAGAUGGCUAGCCAACAGGAGAGCCCCAACACACAGAAACAGACAGCAGGCAAAAGAGCAGAGGCAGGAAAAGGAGCAACAGCCAAGCCUGCAGGGAAAGCAGUCCCUGUAGCAACAACAGGGAAACCAGCAGGGAAACCUGGUCCUUCCAAAAUGAGCUCUAUUCAGAGUCAACUGGUCAGCUCCCUCAGUGUCCUCUCUGCCUUCUACUCACCAGCCCAGAAAGCUGCUGCUGCCAGCAAACAGCAAGAACAAGGUCUCAAAUCUAUUAUGAAGAAAAAUGGUGUUGCUGACAAGCAGGGGAGUAAGGGAGCCAAGAAAAACCUGAAGUUUGUUGGGGUGAAUGGAGGCUAUGAGACAACAUCCAGCGAAGAGUCCAGUGGAGAUGAGAAGUCAAAGGUGGAGGCGGAGGAGGAAGACAGCUCAGAGCAGGAGGGGGAGAAGGAAAAGGAGAAGGAGCCUCAGCCACCAGAGAAGCCUGAGGAGGCAGCAGAGAUCCAGGGAAAGGAUGCAGAGGUCUCAGCUGAGGGAGGAGGUGCUGUGGCUGAAGAGAAGGAGGGUGAGAGAGGUCUGCUGGAUCCAGAGAGCAGCCUGGAGCUGCAGGAGGAGCAAGCUGAACGGGAGAAAGUUGACCAAGGAUUUAUAGACGCUUGCCUCUAUGUAAAGGACCGUAUGGAAGAGGUUUCAUCCCCAGAUAAAGAAAUGCGUCAGGUUUUAGUGGUGCUCUACCAGGAGUGGUUCAGGGUCUCCAGUCAGAAAGACUCACAGGCCGAUACCGUCACAUUAUACCUGCGACAAGUGGGCUCGACCACGCCCACUCUCCUGCCGUAUGUUGUCAAUUUGACAGAUGGAAACGGGAACAUGGCCCUCCACUACAGCGUGUCGCACUCAAACUUCCCUGUGGUCAAACUGCUGCUGGAUACUGGUCUAUGUGAAACAGAUAACGUGAACAAGGCAGGCUAUACUCCAGUGAUGCUCGCUGCCCUAACAGCUGCUGACAGCCCUGAUGAUCUGGAGGUGGCACAACAACUGCUGAGACUGGGGGACGUCAAUGCACGCUCCAGACAGGCAGGUCAGACGGCACUUAUGCUUGCAGUGAGCCACGGCCGUGUUGCCAUGGUGAAGCUGCUCCUGAGCUGCGGCGCCGAUGUAAAUGCCCAGGACCGCGAGGGAUCUACAGCCCUGAUGUGCGCCAGUGAACACGGACACACGCACAUCGCUCGUCUGCUGCUUGAGACAGGCCACUGUGACUCCGGCCUCAGAGAUAAGAAUAAUCAGACAGCACUGUCGGUGGCAGAAGGAGCCUCUCAACAAGAAAUAGUUGACCUUCUGAAGGCCAACACUGAGACCCAGGCCUCUGAGCCACCGUCUACCACAGACCUAAUCUGAGCCAGGCUGACCCUGUUUACUCUUCCAAACCACUUUCAGCUUGCCGACUCCGACCUCCCCAUUUCAAGACCCUCUGCACACCAACAAUGAGGGGGAAAAGCUGAAACACAUACACUGUGACACCAUACAGGACAUACUCUGUUUGACCAGUGGAAAAAGUGGUUAUGCUCUGUUUACCAUGGAAUUAUGGGAGCUCACAUACAAAACCUCUGUGACUGUGGAGUUUCCUGCAAUGAAUGCCCACAUUUUUCUUCCAUGUCUCUGCCAACAUGCCCCGUGGGUGUUUAUGGAUAUGCUGCAUCAACCUCUCAGUGGACAGAAAAACAAAAGGGGCUGGUCAGAUUGAUGAUAAGACAUUGCCAUAGUGACAAGUGUGAUUGACAGGAAGUUACAUAGGGGACAGAGUGAGAAUAUAUAUAUAUAUCUAUAUAUAUCUAUACAUAUAUAUAUAUAUAUAUCUAUAUAUAUCUAUACAUAUAUAUAUAUAUAUAUACAUAUAUAUAUAUAUAUAUAGAUAUAUAGAUAUAUAUAUAUAUAUAUAUAUAUAUAUGUGGUGAAUGAAGAGAUACUCUGACAAACUGCUGCUUCUUAUCAUCAAACUAGCUUGUCAAGCAAAAUACUAAGCACAUGAUCUACCUUUCAAAUAUAUAAUAUUAAAUAUGACAUGAUGUCUAUUUUUUCUUUUAUGUCAUUGACAUCAUCCUUUUCAUAUUUGGACAUAAGCCAUUAUUGAGAACAUAGUAUGUAGAAUGUUAUUCUAACAGAUUAUAAUCAUAUACAAACACAGAAACUGUAUUUUCUACUGCACUUUUUUUUAUUGUUUGUGUACAGUAAAUCGUCCUUCUCUCUCAUAUCAAUUUCCAGAAGAAACUAUAUCUCCAAAAGUAUAAAUUACAACGUGACCUAAUAGAGUAGAAUUUCUGAUCUAAUUUCCCAUGAUUCAGUGGAUCUUUGGCAUCAUUCAAUGUAUUGUUUUUGACAGGGUCAUGUUCUUCACAUCUGCCAUGGGUGAUCGUCAUCUGUGAAAUAUUGAAAAACAAAUGGUUUAGUUUGAGAUAAAAUGUUUCUGUUGGAUACAGGAGAAAUGAUUUUUAUAACCAGAAUAUAACCAGAGAAAAGAAACACAAAAGUCUUCUAAUAAGAAGAUUGUUCUGUUCAGAAGGUGCUGCAUGCAAAUACAUAGUUACUCCCCCUGCUGGCUGUCUUAUAGUACUAAACAACAGUAUGUUGUAAUACUGUCUGUUCUCAUGAUUAACAUCUCUCUAUCUCUCUUUCUCUCCCUCUCUCCGCCUCAAUCUCCGUCCCCCAGUUCAAAUAUAAUGUAUGUCUUGUUUGUCUGCCUGUUUCAAAUCAAAUCAUGUAUGCAACUGCUACAAAAUGCACAAUGAAUGUCGGGCUGGCUGUGACACAUUCCAAGAAAAAAAUGUAGCAAGUAGCAAGUCUAACUGUACUGGCAUGGAUCAUGGGACUAAGAGAGACAUAAGCUAUAGCAGAUAUAGCCAUGUAUGACAAAAGAUAUUAAUCAAUGAUAAAAUCCCGAACACAAAGAUCAGAUUUGCCAAUUUUCAAAUUGCUGACACUAGUUCAUCCUGUCUCUGUCUCCAGGCAUUCAUAUCAUCCCAGAGCAGGGGUAUUAUUUUUGUUAUCAGUCUAAGAAGCAAUAUAAAUGGAAUACUAUCUUUUCAGUCAAACAAUAGCUAGGGUGAGUGGCUUUUGUCUCGCCUUAAUCAGAUGAUAGUCCUACAUUAGAGGAGAUGUGAGGAGAGUGGCCUUUUUCUCCUGUUUACCACAGAGCUACACCCAUAUUCUUAAAGUAUCUUAAAGCAGGAGUACUGCUCUGAUGAAAUUGUUUACAAUUCAACAUUUCCCCCUCGGUGACCACUGCAGGUGUCAAACAGGUUAGUAAGUUUACAAGAAACAAAAGGGAUCAAUAAUUUUACCUGUACACAUGCGACUGAUGGUGAUCUCUGGCUAUUAUGAAGGCACUCUUGUCACGGAACCACUCUUUAUAUGUGAUCUUUGAAUGGAGUAAAGCUAUUUUUCUAGGGUCACUGAAGGUGGAAUUUAAAAAGGGGAAUACCACUCAAUUUAACAACUGCCAUAUGUGUGGUCUAUGACAGUCCAGUCUGCAUUUACAGGUAGAAGAUAAGUCACUUUCUACAGAAGCAAGUCUCCAGAUAACCAGUCAAAUCUCUGACCUUUGAUCACAAUAAACUCUUUUUAUUUCUAACCGACAAACCUGCCAUCUCAGUUCCUAUUACUUAUCAGUUGCUCACAAAUUUUGGCUGGUUCCCAGAUUUAUUGGUUUUCUCCAAAUCAUUCUAAAAUGAUAUUUCCCUGCCUCUGUAGUGCUGUCUUGUAAGCUAUCUGUUUACUGCAGUAUGGUCUGACCACUGAUCCUGCACCAGUACUCUCAUUCCAGGACACUUUAUAAAUAUGGGUGCUUACAUGGGACUAUGUAGAUUGACAUGAAGAUAGACUUAUUAUAUGAAGUAUCCUAUUAUAUAGUCAUGGCUGCAUUUACUCAGCAACAAUGAGAAUUUUUCAACAGUGGCUUAGUAAUCAGAUCAUCAUCAUUUGUUGAGUCACAAAGUAGCACAGAUUCGUUAAACAUUGAGGCUGCGUUUACACAUGAUCAGCAAAUCUGAAUUUUCACUGUGUAGUACAUCCGAUCAUCAUUGGUUGUCCGUAUAUUAAGGGACACAAAUGAGAGUCUGUGUAAUGUCCCAUAACACAGACAGCUAAAGGGUGAUCUGAUCUGUGCUGCAACAAGUAUCUGGUGUAUCUGGUCUUCCGUGCCUGUGUAUUAAGUCUUAAAUUGCAUCCAUAUGUUUAAUCCAGUGUGACCCAGAUGUAAUAAGGUUUCAUAACUGGCUAAACACCAAAGACCUGAAAUCAAAUCUGUUUCACAUUGGGUUAAAUAUAUAUUUUAUCUGUUUCUGUAAAUCCAGCCAAAUACAUGUAAAUACAGUAUUGUGAAGAGUAUAUAACAAGUAUUGUCUGACAGUUUGCUCUAAAAUUAUAUUAAGUAUUUAUUCCAAAUGCUAUAUUUUUUACCAUAUAUAGUAUACUUAUGUAUGCAUGGACAAAUAUUCCAGUGAUUCUGUUGGAGGGGACUUUGGAUGAGUAGAAAUUAUGCUAAGUGUCCCUGAUGAUGUGAUUAUUUGACUUAACAUUGGGUGGCUGGGUGGUACAGUAAAUGUGUGAUUUGAUGAGGUAGUGGACUGUCAUGUGCCCUUUGAUGCUACCUUUGACAUUUCUGGGGAAAUUAUGAAGAAGAUCCGACACUGCUCUAAACUAUAAGGGCAACGUCUCCUUUGUUUGAAUACCCGUCUGAAAAUCUGAGACUGUGUACAUGACAGAGUCAAAUGUAAAAACCUGUACCUCUCUGUAAUAUUCCAUGUACAACGGGCUUGUAUGUUACGAACCAGAGAACUACUUCUAAAUAAAGAAAUAUUAAGAUUUAAAACCUA
Molecule: messenger RNA, 8635 nt
Organism: Seriola aureovittata
Lineage: Eukaryota; Metazoa; Chordata; Actinopteri; Carangiformes; Carangidae
Gene: kank4
Product: KN motif and ankyrin repeat domains 4
Exons: 10
Coding region: 582-5162 (1526 amino acids)
Biological process (GO): negative regulation of actin filament polymerization
Cellular component (GO): cytoplasm; cytoskeleton
Molecular function (GO): protein binding
Source: RefSeq, a predicted model, not a curated record